AUGCGUUCACUUUUCACAACCGUGCCUGCAUUGGCAUGUUUGUAUUCAACCACAUUAGCUGUACCUCACAAUCCUAAGCUUGAUAGAAGACAAUACUAUGGCAAUCCAGCAAGCACUGCCGCAGAUCGACAAGCUGCCGUGAAAGAGGCAUUCACAUUUGCUUGGGAUGGAUACCAAAAAUAUGCAUUCCCUCAUGAUGAACUACAUCCAAUUGCGAAUAGUUAUUCGGAUUCAAGAAACGGAUGGGGUGCCUCUGCUGUUGACGCAUUCAGCACGGCAAUUGUGAUGGAAAUUCCAGAAAUUGUGGAUACAAUUUUAGACUGGAUCCCAACUAUCGAUUUCGACCACACUUCUUCUCAGGUUUCGUUAUUUGAGACUACAAUUAGAUAUGUUGGUGGAUUACUUGCAGGUUACGAUCUCCUCAAAGGUCCUCUUUCCAACCUCAACUCAAAUGAUACGGCCGUCGACGCAGUUCUCAAACAGGCAGCACGCCUAGCUGAUAAUCUUGCGUUUGCGUUUGAUACACCAACAGGAGUACCAUCUAAUAAUGUUUAUCUCAAUCCUCCCCGUACCGACGGCUCUACCACAAAUGGAAUAGCCACAAUUGGCACACUAGUUCUCGAAUGGACUCACUUGUCUGAUUUGACCGGUAACAAGACUUAUGGUGAACUUUCACAAAAGGGUGAAUCGUAUUUGUUGAAUCCGAAGCCCGCAUACAACUCGCCAUGGCCUGGUUUGCUCGGUACAAACGUGAAUCUCAACACGGGACUUUUCGAAGAUGCCAGCGGAGGCUGGGUAGGUGGCGAUGACAGUUUCUACGAGUAUCUCAUCAAAAUGUACGUGUAUGACUCGACUCGAUUCGGCGAAUACAAAGAUCGAUGGAUCGCAGCUGCAGAUUCAUCCAUCGAACAUUUGGCUAGCCAUCCUUCAACUCGUCCGGAGUUGACCUUUAUGGCUGCUUAUCAAAACAAAACACGUCUUUUUGUUUCUGAGCAUCUCGCUUGUUUCGACGGAGGCAAUUUCCUCCUUGCAGGUCUCGUGCUCAAAGAGCAAAAGUACAUAGAUUUCGGACUUGCACUCGUCGCCGGCUGCGAAGACACAUACAACAGCACACUCACUGGCAUCGGACCCGAAGUCUUCCGAUGGGUAGAAAGCGACACUCCUACCAAUUCUUCCACCAAUCCUCCUCCAUCCGCCGACCAACAGGCAUUUUAUGAGAAAGCCGGUUUCUACAUCACCAACUCGGAUUAUAUCUUGAGACCCGAAGUUCUAGAAUCUUUCUACUAUGCUUAUCGCGUCACUGGAGACCAGAAGUAUCGUGAAUGGAGUUGGAAUGGAUUUGUGGCUAUUAAUGCGACAGCUAGAACUGGAAGUGGAUUCGCUGAACUCGAAAAUGUCAAUGCGCCUAAUGGAGGUGGAUUUAAUGAUUUCCAAGAUAGUUUCUUGUUCGCAGAGGUUAUGAAAUAUGCAUAUUUGAUUCAUGGAGAUGAUGAGGAAUAUCAAGUUGGGGGCGGUGGUGUAAAUAAAUGGGUAUUCAACACUGAAGCGCAUCCUCUCAAGGUUGCUGGACCACCUAUUUAA
Sclerotinia sclerotiorum 1980 UF-70 is the source of this 1581-nucleotide messenger RNA. RefSeq lists its product as hypothetical. Gene Ontology annotation, biological process: carbohydrate metabolic process; N-glycan processing. Lineage: Eukaryota; Fungi; Ascomycota; Leotiomycetes; Helotiales; Sclerotiniaceae. Gene Ontology annotation, molecular function: calcium ion binding; mannosyl-oligosaccharide 1,2-alpha-mannosidase activity. Gene Ontology annotation, cellular component: Golgi membrane; endoplasmic reticulum. The coding region runs from base 1 to 1581 and encodes 526 amino acids. The record is from RefSeq and is a predicted model, not a curated record. The transcript has 7 exons.